AUGGCACUUCCGCAGACAUUCAAGCAGGCAGCGUUCAAAGAGGCAGGGGGUCCUUUGAUCAUCGAAGAAGUCCCUUUGACCCCUCCUGGCCCUGGAGAAAUACUGUUGAAGGUGGAGGCAUGCGGUGUCUGCCAUUCAGAUAUCUACGCGCAGAGUAACGCCAUGGGCGGCGGAUUCCCAUUGGUCCCCGGACACGAGAUCAUUGGACGAGUCGCUGCUGUCGGAGGCGCAGUGUCAGGCUGGCAAGUUGGUGACAGAGUUGGAGGUGCCUGGCAUGCCGGACAUGAUGACGCUGAAUACUGCCUUCUUCGUGCAGAAGCUGCCGUGCGCGUCCCCGACCAUGUGGAUGCCGCCAAAUACGCACCGAUCCUCUGCGCGGGGGUCACGGUCUUCAAUUCCAUGCGACACAUGAAAAUACCAGUGGGUGAAACAGUGGCUAUUCAGGGAAUCGGCGGUCUCGGUCAUUUGGCCAUCCAGUAUGCGAAUCAAUUCGGGUACCGCGUAGUCGCGAUCUCCCGAGGUUCAGCGAAGGAGGAGUUUGCUCGCCAGCUUGGUGCCCAUCAUUACAUUGAUACCAACAAAGAAGAUGCCAGCGAUGCGUUACAAAAACUGGGCGGCGCAGCCCUGAUCGUAACCACGGCCCCGAACGCGAGCGACAUAACACCGUUGAUGAGGGGUCUAGCGGUGGUGGGGAAGUUGUUGUUCUUGUCUCUUCCUGGUGAAUUGUCUGUCAAUACGGGUCUCAUGCUUCGAUAUGGUCUUUCCGUCCAUUCGUGGCCUUCUGGCCAUGCUAGGGAUUCGGAAGAGGCAAUCGCUUUCACCGAACUGCGGAAUAUCAAUUGUAUGGUGGAGACGUUCCCACUCGAGAAGGCGAACGAGGCGUUUGAUGCCAUGUUGAAAGGAGAUGCCCGUUUCCGAGCUGUUAUUACCAUGGGAUAA
Molecule: messenger RNA, 939 nt
Organism: Aspergillus terreus NIH2624
Lineage: Eukaryota; Fungi; Ascomycota; Eurotiomycetes; Eurotiales; Aspergillaceae
Exons: 6
Coding region: 1-939 (312 amino acids)
Molecular function (GO): zinc ion binding; oxidoreductase activity
Source: RefSeq, a predicted model, not a curated record